AUGGUUGAUCGUCUGUUCGAGGAUAUAUUUCAGAUUCUGCGACUGAACCCAGAUGGCAAAAAGUUUGAUAAAGUUACUCGAAUCGAAGCAAAGAGUGAGACUUGCGAGAUGUUCAUGCACCUAGAUGUGAAUUCAGAGGUAUAUCCCAUGAGGGAAGGUGAGAAAUUCUCAAUGGCUCUAACUUCUACAAUCAAUUUGGAUGGAACACCUGAUACUGGCUAUUUCACUCAGGGCAAUCGCAAGACGUUGGCCGAUGAAUAUGAAUACGUCAUGCAAGGGAAGCUUUUCAAAAUUUCAGAAGGUUCUAAACGUGAUCCCAAAGCGGAGGUAAAUGCUUCAUUUGGUGGCCUUUUGAUGAUGCUGAAGGGGGAAGCCUCUCAAUUCAAGAACUUUGAACUUGAUCAGAGGAUGUUUCUCCUCAUAAGGAAGCUAUGA
Prunus armeniaca (apricot) is the source of this 435-nucleotide messenger RNA. The record is from the annotation of a GenBank genome assembly. NCBI's taxonomy places the organism in Eukaryota, Viridiplantae, Streptophyta, Magnoliopsida, Rosales, Rosaceae.